AUGGCCACUCAGAAAUUGCUAACGAAAGGAACUGUGGACAAAGGGUUAAUUGAUCAAUCAGUCUCUAUACUACACAGAAUAAUGCCUGACUAUCAAAUUGAGGAUGGAGCAAGCCCUUCUGGUAAGCUCAUAACUUUAAAAGAGCACAUAUCAAAUAACUAUCAAUCCCUAAGACAGAUUGCAGACCGACAAGCUUUGGACAGUUUCUUUGCAGCAAAAAAAGAAACUUUUGAUCAACUCAUAGAAACUGGGAAGAAGAAGAUAGAGGAAAAACUUAUUUCUAUUGAGCGUGUUUCAGAAGAAACAAGGAGUCGAAGAGACACUGGUGGAGGGAAAACAGUCUACGGAGAUAUGAUUGGUGAGAGUAGUUGGUACGAAGCUUGGAUGGUAAAGACAAUGGUGAAUGAUCUGCUCAAGACAUUGGAUAGAGUUCUGUUACAUGUUGCCAAGCAUCCCGUGGGAAUGGAGUGUGUAAAGAAUACGCUCAUUCAGAAAUUAAAUCUGAAUUCAGUGGAUGAGGUGGUUAGGGUUGGAAUAUGGGGUAUUGGUGGUAUUGGAAAGAUCACAAUUGCCAAAGCCCUGUACAAUCAACUUUAUAGUGAUUUUGAAGUUGCUUCCUUUGUAUUGAUUGUCCAUGCCACUGUUGCAGACCCCAAAAGCCUUACAAAUUUGCAGAAAAAAAUUAUCAAAGAUUUGACAACAUAUGAUAAAGAAGUGGACAGUGUUGAUGAAGGCAUAUCUCUGUUCAGAAAUCGUCUUGGAGGACAACGCGUGCUAUUGAUUUUGGAUGAUGUGGAUGCUGUUGAACAUUUGAAUGAUUUGGUUGGAGACAGGUUGUGCUCUAGAAGCAAAUUUAUAAUAACUUCUAGAGACAAACGUAUUCUCAAUGUUGCUCAGGUCUCAUCCCAAUGCAUUCAUGAGAUCAGUGGAUUGGAGAUAAAUGAAAGCCUCCAGUUAUUUAGUUGGUAUGUUUUUUUGAGAGCAUCUCUGAGUCCAAGUUAUAAAGAUCUGUCCAAAAGAAUAGUGGAAGCUUUUCAUGGAGGUGAUUGGAUCCUUCUUGUCUGCGCAAAAUGGCAUAGAUUGUUGGGAGGAAGCUCUUGA
Molecule: messenger RNA, 1101 nt
Organism: Cryptomeria japonica (Japanese cedar)
Lineage: Eukaryota; Viridiplantae; Streptophyta; Pinopsida; Cupressales; Cupressaceae
Product: disease resistance protein RPV1-like
Exons: 3
Coding region: 1-1101 (366 amino acids)
Biological process (GO): defense response
Molecular function (GO): ADP binding
Source: RefSeq, a predicted model, not a curated record